UCUGUCAAAGCGCCGAAGUCAAUAGUUGUAUUAUCAAUACGCUUAUCUAGUUUCUUUUCUAGAACUUGCAUUUUCAGACCUUAUCUUAAUAUCUACAGGACCAUGGCUCAAGGUUUGACUAACGAAGAAGUCGACGCUCUCUGUGUGAAGCCCCAUGAAGGAACUAAGGACUUCAUGUUCCAACAAACCAUGUACCGCAUCAAGGACCCGCGCAAGUCGCUCCCGUUCUACACCGGCGUGCUCGGGAUGACCCUGCUCAAGAAGCUGGACUUCCCUGCGAUGAAGUUCUCUCUGUACUUCAUGGGGUACGAGAACCCGGCUGACGUGCCGCAGGACGAGGCCAAGAGGCUCACUUGGGCUACCACGAGGAAGGCUACGCUGGAGUUGACACACAACUGGGGCACUGAGAGUGAUGACUCCAGCUACCACAACGGCAACAGCGAGCCACGUGGCUACGGGCACAUCGGCAUACUAGUGCCCGAUGUGGAGGCAGCUUGUGCCAAGUUCGAGGAGCAAGGCGUGAAGUUCAUUAAGCGACCGCAAGAUGGCACCAUGAAGGGCCUCGCCUUCAUCCAAGACCCAGACGGUUACUGGAUCGAGAUCUUCAAGGCCAUGUAAACAUACUAAACAUUUUGUGAAACCAGGAGAGUGUCGCUUACGAUAUGCUUUUGCCGUGUAAAUAAAAUAAUGCGAAAGCUCUGGAAAUAUUCUGCUUAGUGAUGUGCAAGUUGCGGAAACAAAAAAAUCUUAAAUUUGUUAAAAAAAUUACGAAACUUUCACGAAAAAUAAAGGGAAUUU
This is a messenger RNA of Leguminivora glycinivorella, 798 nucleotides long. It is a transcript of the gene Glo1, whose product is annotated as lactoylglutathione lyase. NCBI's taxonomy places the organism in Eukaryota, Metazoa, Arthropoda, Insecta, Lepidoptera, Tortricidae. The transcript is spliced from 5 exons. The coding region runs from base 103 to 618 and encodes 171 amino acids. The record is from RefSeq and is a predicted model, not a curated record. Gene Ontology annotation, molecular function: metal ion binding; lactoylglutathione lyase activity.